Messenger RNA from Capsicum annuum, 1594 nucleotides. RefSeq lists its product as uncharacterized. The record is from RefSeq and is a predicted model, not a curated record. Lineage: Eukaryota; Viridiplantae; Streptophyta; Magnoliopsida; Solanales; Solanaceae. The transcript is spliced from 4 exons. The coding region runs from base 337 to 1230 and encodes 297 amino acids.
GAUGAUAAUGUUUUGCACUCUCCAUUUACUUGUUAUUUCAAUAUACUUUAUUUUGUUACUUUGAUAUAUAAUUUUAUAUCACUUUAUUCUUUUUAAUUAUAUCAAACUAUGUAUGCAUUUUGAAAUAAUAUGUAACAACUAUCCAAACACAAUAUAAUAUUCCACCUAUAACCCUCCUUAUUUUUAUCAUUUUCAUCACUUGUUAUACUUGUCUGUUUUUCCGUUCACUCUCCAAAUUCCCAUUGUAAUUAACUUCCAAACACAAUAUCAAGAAAAUUCUUCUCUUCCCAUAUUUCCUUUUCACAAUAACAGUCCAAAUGAAAAGAGUGAUAAGUAAUGAGUACAGAAGAAGAGACUCUUGUUGAAGCAGCACUGCGAGUUCUGAACACAGCUGACCCUGUUGAGAAAGCUCGCAUUGGUGACGAAGUAGCUAACAAAUGGCUACAAGGCAUCAUUUCUCAACCUUAUAAUCCAUCUCAAGAACUCCUUGUAGUUCCUGAUCGUCCAGCUCGCCUUACAAAUGUUAAGCUGGUAUCACCAAGUCUCAUGCCAAAGCUUGGGAAAGCAGGAAGCUUGCAGAGUAGACAGGCCAUUGUUCAUAGUCUUGUACACACUGAAAGUUGGGCUAUUGACUUGUCUUGGGAUAUAAUUGCUCGAUUCGGCAAGCAACAGGCAAUGCCAAGAGAUUUUUUCACUGAUUUUGUAAAAGUUGCACAAGAUGAGGGGCGGCAUUUUACUCUACUUGCUGCACGGCUUAAGGAACUAGGCUCAUUCUAUGGAGCUUUACCUGCUCAUGAUGGCCUGUGGGAUUCAGCUAUUGCUACUUCCAAAGAUUUGUCGGCUCGUUUGGCUAUUGAACACUGUGUUCAUGAGGCCAGAGGACUUGAUGUGAUGCCAACAACAAUAUCCCGUUUCCGCAAUGGUGGUGAUAACCAAACGGCUGAGUUAUUGGAGAAUGUGGUGUAUCCAGAAGAAAUAACUCACUGUGCCGCGGGAGUAAAAUGGUUCAAGUAUCUUUGCUUGAGAUUAAGAAAUCCAAAUCUGAGUGACCUUCCUUCAGAAGAGACUACUGAUGUAGACAAUGAAGUGAUCCAAAAGUUCCACUCCACUGUGAGGACAUACUUCAGAGGGCCAUUGAAGCCUCCUUUUAAUGAGCAAGCAAGAAAAGCUGCUGGAUUCGGUCCACAAUGGUAUGAACCUCUUGCUGUUAAAGAUUUCACAGCACUAUGAAGGCCUCUCUCACUGGUUGGAGGUAGCAGGUACCUCGUGAAAUUAGUCCAGGUGUGCAUGAGCUAGCCGGCGCUACGAUACUUAUCGAGUCAAAUUGGAUAUUGAUGAUGGAAUUGUCUUUCUUUUAAAAUUUUCACGAUAUUAAGCACACUUGUUGCCCUAGAUUGUUGGAAACUUUGGUGUUGAGAGGUAUCUUCUAACUAAAUCAUCUGAACGGGGUAACACCACAACAAAAAUUAUUUGAAUCCUUCUAAUCAUUGAGAUUUAUAUUUAUCUAUUUAUCAAUUAAUAUGUAUUGAGCAAUAAUUUCCUUUUUACAGAGAACAGUUGUUUAGUGAUUGCAAAAGAAAUUUGGUUAGCUGUU